AUGAAACUACACGUUUGGUCUACAAGACCCGAACCGACGUCGAGAGAUGCUUCACUUCUUUCACGGCAGAGGGUACCAUGCAAGAGAAAACACCCUCUCGAGGUGAACUAUCUGGCUGCUCAUUGCUACCGUAGAAUAGAGUUGAACAUUUCCAGAGCGGUGGGGAAGCUUCGAGAUAAGCGCGUGUCAAUGGCGGAAGUACCAGACCUGUACUCCCGGUUCCCUGAUGGCACUAGCUUUCUUCAUCACAUUUCGGAGGACCUACAUAUCUACUACUCCGUUGAAGUGAUCGAGAGGGCGUGCGCAGCUGGUCUCAGAGCCCUGGUGGCGGACGGCGUGUACGAUCUUCAGCCGGAUGCCACCCAGAAGUCGGGUCAGCUAUAUGUCCUCCACGGCGUGACAGGUAAUGGCGUCGAUGUAUCGCUACUGUACGCCAUUACGACGAGGAAGACCGAGGACAUAUACGAAAGGAUAUUCAGCGCAAUAAGAGAGGCUAUGACACCGCCAGCGCACCAAGACCUACGCAUAGUGCUCGACUUCGAGAAGGCCGCUGUGCUAGCAGCCAGGAAAAUAUUUACGAAUGCAUCAGUAGAAGGAUGCGCCUUCCACCUCGCGCGCGCAUGGGCCCGGAAAAGAAAUGCCCACGGACUACGCCAAUAUAUACACGGUACUCAAAGGUGUAGCAACAUUGAAAAGUGGUGGAAGACGAUUAAAGGACUCAUAUUCCUCCCAUCGCAACUACAUCGGAGAGUCCCGGCUUUAUUUCAGCCUCCUGUCACGCAGCGUCACGCGGCGUACCACAAGUGCCUCUUGUUCCUUGAAUAUCUCCGUGCCAGAUGGCAGCUGGGCAUUGUUCUUGGUGUGAAACAUCCGCCCAUGGCUCACCUCAUCGUAAACCUUCAACGUGCAGUCAGCGAGGCUAAAGGCAAACUUGCGAACGUUGAAUUGAGAGUGACGGAUGGCAAACAACUCAAGAAAAAAGACCUUCUGCGGCGGCGCCGCGUGCUGAAGGAGAUGAAGCGGUUCAAGUCCAUUAUGGUUAAGAAUAGGGGAUUUUUGCGAACGGUGACUAUCAACACCUAUUGCCGUCGAAUGUCCCGCUACGUGACGGAGAAAACUUUUUGA
Messenger RNA from Ostertagia ostertagi, 1125 nucleotides. The record is from the annotation of a GenBank genome assembly. NCBI's taxonomy places the organism in Eukaryota, Metazoa, Nematoda, Chromadorea, Rhabditida, Trichostrongylidae.